This is a messenger RNA of Diatraea saccharalis (sugarcane borer), 2215 nucleotides long. The record is from the annotation of a GenBank genome assembly. Lineage: Eukaryota; Metazoa; Arthropoda; Insecta; Lepidoptera; Crambidae.
AUUCAAAUGAAAUCUAUCUAUAACGGACUUCAGCGAGGUGCUGCGUCAUAAUACAUUAGUUUAUCUCGUUCAAGAUAAUCUCUGGGUAAUGAUACGAUGAGGUUAUAAUUCAGUCGCUAAUUAGUAUAGGUCGAUAGCUUUAUUCUGGUAAAAUUUACACUUUGCGACUGUAAAAUUAUUUCUACGAAGUUAAAUUUACAACUAUCGCAUUGCUUGUUUAGUGAACAUGUCAGUGUCUAUCGUUAAUAAUGUUGUAUAUGGACCCGAGGAGGAGUUUAUACCGGCACAUUUAUCAUUCGGACAAUACAUGUUUGAUCAACUCAAGAAAGGUGGAGACAAUAUUGCUUUGGUAUCUGCUGAAACAGAAGAAACCAUUACAUAUAAAAAAUUAUUAAAGCAAAGUGUUGACUUAGCUGUUGCUCUUAAAAAACUAGGUUUAAAGAAAAACGAUGUUGUCGGGAUCAGCUCAGAGAAUAGGUUUGAGUUCAUGGUCACAGUACUUGCUGUAGUUUAUUGUGGUGGACAACUUUGUCUUCUCAAUGUCACUUAUACACCAGAGGAGGUGACUCAUUUAUUGCAUAUGGCUAAACCAAAAUACAUAUUUGUUUCACCCAUUGCUGCCCAAAAUAUUUAUGAUGCAUGCCAAACUGCAAAGUUUGUAGAAAAACUUAUUAUGUAUGGAGAAUACAAUGUAGUACCAUCAAUAAUGUACAAAAGUUUAGUAAAAGAGCAUGUCAAUGCAGAUGAAUUUGUUUUAGAAAAUGUGAAUGGUAAAGAAGACACACUUGCUAUAAUGCUCUCUUCCGGCACAACAGGCUUGCCCAAAGGUGUUAUGCUCACACAUGUAAAUAUCCUCACAUCAAUAGCUCAUAUGAAGUACUAUUUUACUACAUCAAUGAACAUCUACAAACAUCAAAUUAAGAACUCAAUGACAUUAAUACCAUGGUUCCAUGCCUAUGGUUUUAUUACUACCUUCACAAUGAUGGCUGAGCAUCUCACAACAGUAUUUUUAAUUCGUUUUGAUCCACAACAAUAUUUGGAAACAAUUCAAAAGUAUAAGAUAAAUAUGACUACAAUCGUUCCACCUCUGGCAGUGUUUCUUGCUAAAGACCCUCUUGUUUUACAAUACGACCUUAGUUCGCUGAAUGAAGUUUGGUGUGGUGCCGCACCUUUGUCGAAAAACAUACAAAAAGCUAUUUCCGAAAGGAUUGGUUUGAAACGAAUAAAAAAUGGGUAUGGUCUGACGGAGGUGACGAUGGGGGUAUGCGUGGACAUCGCCAACCACGACAAGGAGGGCACGUGUGGCCAUCCAGGCCCUGGGGUGUGCUUGAAGGUGGUCGAUAUAGAGAGCCGCGAAAAACUAGGUCCCGGCAAAGAGGGAGAAUUAUGUGUUAAAUCAGUACUGCGUAUGAAGGGUUAUGUGGGCGACGAAGCGGCCGGCGACGCGCUAGUCGACGAUGAUGGGUUCGUACGAACCGGCGAUAUAGGAUACUAUGAUAGCGAUGGAUACGUGUAUGUCGUAGAUCGGCUCAAAGAACUCAUUAAGUAUAAGGGAUUUCAGGUGGCGCCUGCUGAGCUGGAGGCGUUGUUGUUGCGUCACGCAGGCGUGGCGGACUGCGGCGUGGUGGGCGCGCCGGACGCGGCGGCGGGGGAGCUGCCCACCGCCUUCGUGGUGCUGCAGCCCGGCGCGCAACUCACGCCCGAACAACUCGUGCAAUACGUCGCCGCCAAGGUGUCACCUACAAAGCAUCUUAGGGGUGGCGUACAUUUCAUAGACGAAAUACCGAAAAAUCCAUCGGGAAAGAUCCUGAGACGUGAACUAAAGAAAUUAGUACAAAAACCAAAAAGCAAACUUUAAACCAAAGUUUAGAUUAAUUUAUUAUUAUGUUGUUGAUUUUAUUUGUUUCCAUUUGACAUUUUUUUAUUGUUGACAUUUUUGGAAGGUUUUUAUUAUGUAUAAAAGUUUACAAUGAGUAAACAUAGCACUAAGUUUUGUUUCCUGAAUUCACUGUAACAUAUACAGUAUGACUGAAAGAGCUACAUGUCUAAAUUGUCUGUUGCUCAUAGUACCUGGCACUACCAUUGUAAUUAUUAUUUAAUAUCGAGUUUUGGUGGGGCUAAUUAAUUGCCUUUAAUUUAAUGAAGUGUUUGUGAACUGAGCUCCGAUUCUGCUGAUGUUAACGCAAUGAUGGAAUGAUGGAACAGUGGCGUUUUA